Molecule: messenger RNA, 8208 nt
Organism: Armigeres subalbatus
Lineage: Eukaryota; Metazoa; Arthropoda; Insecta; Diptera; Culicidae
Product: pancreatic triacylglycerol lipase
Exons: 6
Coding region: 1286-2371 (361 amino acids)
Biological process (GO): lipid catabolic process
Molecular function (GO): lipase activity
Source: RefSeq, a predicted model, not a curated record
GAUCGGACUUACCCAACGAUCACCAGUCAACUGCCCUGUGGCAUCGCGCCGCAACUUAAGUCGGUUUCGUUCAGCAACAGCCUCGACAGUUGAUCGCGUAACAUCAUAACAACAGCGGCUAGCAUCGAACGUCCCCGAAACGUGCAAAAUAGUUUAAUAUUAAUGUACAUAUCGGUGUGUAGUUCAGCGAUAACAAGUUUAUCGUCCUUCACGGUCGUCUGAGAUGUCGUAUUCGGCGUGAGAGACUGCAGCAAAAUCAGAUUCGGCAGUGAAAUAGCGACGGUUUCUGGUCAAUUCACGCGAGGCUUGAGGAAGGUCAAAACCUUUUUUAUGAGCCGUCUUCGCAAAUGAAUUACCAUUAAUUAAUAAUUGCGCUGAUUCCUGAAAUUUAAAUUUGCCAGUUUUUUCGUCACCCUGAGAAGUGCCCUCGCGGUAGUGAGCGCGCGCAAUCGAAAGUAAACCAUCGGUAAGCAUUGGAAGUGAUCGUCGUGUCGCGCCAGAAGACAGUGAUUGCGAUGAAGUAAUAAGUGACGAGCGUGAGCAGGAAAACCGAAACGAUAUUGCUACUAGCACUCGACUUUGGGUUCACUAUUCGGUCACACUGCGAUGAAGAGAGCGCAGAAAGGCUUUUGUUUCAACUUCGGUUUCUGGAAAAUGGGCAAACGAGUGGUGAAUGCAAUCGAGCUGGUGCGCGGUUACAUGAAUGGAUGAAUGAUAGCCGACUUAAAAAAGACUAAUGCUUAACGGUGUACACGCGAUCUUCGUUGGCUGCCUAAUUCCGAAAGACUAACAUUAACGAGACGCACCGAUCGUUUACUCAGCGUAUUUGCUUUACCAACAAACCGUGAAGUGCAGUGAUUUGAGCGUUUUGCAGACCACGACCGGGUGGUGACACUUUGUAGUUCAAACAAAAGUGAAAGACUGCGGAGAAGACCGGCUUUCUGCGGUUUGUGUGCUGUGGCCCCAAUCACGGCGACGCGACCAACCUAGCCGAGGCAGUGUAUUACUUAAUCGAGUUUGUGUGAUUAAGGAGUGGCGACCGACUAUGACUGGACGGGUUUGACUUCCUAGGGUGCUGCUGCCGUUGCCGAUGCUGCGUAGUGGUUUUGAGAACGACGACGACGACGGUGUUUGCAUUAGAGUUGAGUGGCCAGCUCGUUUACCCUACACAAGUGUACCCGGAGAGGAGUAGGAAAUCGAGCUGAGACUCAUUUCCUUAAAAAUUAAACAAGUGUAAUUCGACACUACCGCGGGCAUAAUUGGCGGACGCGUACCCUGAUCCAAGAUGCAGCUUCCUGGCGUGGCAUCCAUGGUGUCAUGCGCCCCGGCGGUCGCAAUUGGACUGAUUUGCCUCACCCUGCUUGUGAAACCAAUUCAAGCACAAAAUCAGCAAGACACCAGCAAUGUGUUCAACACCAGUUCCUGCCUGGAGAAACCGUACCGCUGCCCACACCCGCGGAUCAAGUUCUAUCUCUACACCAAGCGCACCCAGCAGAACCCGGAGCUAAUUGACGUUUUGGAUCGGGAGUCGCUUUACAACACCCACUGGAACCCCAAGCAUCCGGUGAAAAUCGUUAUCCACGGAUUUGGUGGUGGGCGCAAUCUUUCACCCAGUCCCGACAUGCGGAAGGCGUACUUUAUCCGGGGCAACUACAACAUCAUCAUCGUGGAUUACGGUUCGGCCGUGACGGAACCGUGCCUAAGUCAAAUCGAGUGGGCACCUCGCUUCGGAAGUCUUUGCGUGUCCCAGUUGGUCAAAUAUUUGGCCAAGCAUCCGCGGGGAGUUCCCCCGGACAGUAUGCAUCUGAUUGGGUACAGCGUGGGAGCGCACAUUGCCGGAUUGGUGGCGAAUUAUCUCACGCCGGAGGAGGGCAAGCUGGGAAGGAUAACUGGGCUGGAUCCUACGAUUUUCUUCUAUGCUGGCACGAACAAUUCGCGGGACUUAGAUACGAGUGAUGCGCAUUUUGUGGACAUUAUUCACACCGGAGCUGGAAUUCUGGGACAAUGGAGCGCGAGUGGUCAUGCGGAUUUUUAUGUUAAUGGAGGCACUAGUCAGCCGGGGUGUGCGAGCAGCACUAUAUUUCAAACGCUCGCUUGUGACCACACCAAGGUAACGCCAUACUUCAUCGAAUCGAUCAACAGCGAACGCGGUUUCUGGGCAGGGCCUUGCUCCACACUGGUGUCCUAUCUGUUGGGCUGGUGCGAGCCCAAGGACUCCGAUUACGUUCUGAUGGGGGAACACCUUUCCCAUAGAGCCCGAGGGGUGUUCUACGUUACGACCAACGCGAAACCACCAUACGCCAGAGGUUUCCCCGGGAAGAAUCGCCGGACGGCCAAGAACAGCGAAUACAGUGGCGUCCGCCGGAAGUGAAACCGACAGCCAUCCGUCCAGUCAUCGAAAGCAAAAUGGUUGUGAUACAAGUUACGUUAUUACCUAGCAAACAUAGAACAAAGGGUAUCCAAACGCCGAAAUCAGUGACAUAAACCGUAUUUGUAAAUGUAGUGUUUAGUGAUUAACGUAUGUAGGACUAACAUUGGGGAAAGUUCAAAUGCGCAGUGGAUUAACACUUACUUAGUUCGUAAGCAAACAGUAGCUAUGUAGGAGAACGACAAUUUAUUUAUGCACCUUCGGUUAGAUGCAAGCGACAGCCGUAGUGGAAAUAGGAUCAAAGCAAAUCAAUUAAAAGUACGCUAAAACUAGUAACUCGCCAAAUAGACUUUAGAUUUCAGGAGAAACUGGAACGCGGAGUGUCGCGCAAAAACAAGUGUUACCUGUUCUGAGGAAUGCCACCUGGUAGGAAUGAAACUCUAGUGAUCAAAAUUAUGAGUGCUCAAUAGAAUGGACGUGAAAAUAAAAAUGUUUAUUUUUUUUACCGUAGAACGAUUAAUAAAGAAAAACGCUUUUGAUUCUCAACAGUUUAAUAUAUACGUAUCUUUAUUGGUUGUCUCAUAGCUUAAAUGAUUCAAUAUAGUUGCUGUUCGUCUUCGAUUGCUGUAGUAGCCUAUAAUGUUGUACCGCACUUCUUCCCUCGCGAUUCGCAAACUCAGCACGGAGUCUUGAAUUUAUUACCUUUUGAUUUUUUUUUAUUUCAUUACAUUUAUCUUACAGCCUACAUCCGGAUCCAAACACGAUGAAGAAGAAACUUAUUUUGUUCACAUUUUUUUUGUUAUUACAUACGAUCAAUGCCAUAUCAGGAUAAUGGUUUUAUUUGAUUUGCUUUAUACAUGGGAGACUAGCAUAAUCCAACUUUCAACUUAUUUAAUUUUAUAUUUCAUACAAUAUCCUAUUAGUAGAUGCUAUCGGUGUAAACAAUUAAUCUAACAAUGAUGAUUUGUAAUGUUUUUCUUUAUAUUCUUGUUUGUCAGUUGCCUGAAUUCUGAUUUAUCUCUGCUCCACUCAAGAGUCAAGAGCUUUAAUAUCAGAGAGGAGUUUUCAUGUAUUUCUCGUUUAUGAGUUUUUGAUAAAUAUUUUUAAAUACAACAACAGUUGAUAUAACGAAACUUAAACAGUUGGAAAACUGGUCUGACUGUUCAACGAUUAUUCCACCGCAUGUCAACAGUCAGUCUUGUAUAGGUGUAUAUAUUUAUUUUUUCGAUUUUUGGGAAGGAUGUGCUACUAGAAAGGGAGGAUGGAACUUGUGCAAGAGAAAUUGCCAUCCUUUAGUGAAGUUUUUUGGGCUAUUUGAACUUAUUUGUUACACAAUGUACAGAAAAAAUAACCCUAUCAUUAUUAGCUACGCUGUAAGUUUUUAUUCGUUCUUAUUCGAUACUAAAAUCACGAUCAACACAUGUUAGAGACAUAGUCAAAACAAACCUUAUUUUGAAAUAACAAUUACAAACAAUAUUAAAUUUACUUAAAUGAUAACUGUAAUACCCGUUAUAGAAUAUUCAACUUACUUCAUUAAGUGAUGUUAUGUGAACAGAAAAUUUAUAAUACGCUUUAUUUUUGUCAUGUAAAGUCUUUAUAUUACUACUUCACAUCCUCUGCAUAAUUGUGAAUCAUUGAACUUACAACGAUACAAAAUAUUUACAGCAAUGCGCUCCAAUUUUAAAUAUUUGUCCCUAUUCAGUUCAUUAAAUGCACAAUUCUUCUCAUUAACAUUACCUACAAGUAUAUUAUUUUGGUAUUCUGUUGCAGGCGUACAAGUUUACAUUACUCUUUAUUCCGCUAUUAUAUUACAAAGUAUCGUCUGCAUUAUUACUUACGAACUAGGGUUUUAUUGUAUUUGUCACAUUCGCAACUUGUUUGGGUUUGCUUCAGUUUACUUACAUGCUAAAAAUAAUAUCGAUUAUUUUCAUAACGAUUGAAACUCAACAAUAAUUGGAAUAAUUAACGUAUUAAUUCCAGGCAAAUCAUAGUGUAACCAAAUACUUAGUUUUCUGCUACAUUAUUGGUAUCUUACGAACUAGGGUUUUGUUAUUGUCAACACAGCCUUUGAGAGUGAGUACACCUCAAAUUGGUUUAUCCGUCCUUAACGUAAUUUUAUUGAGAACAUAUUUAUUUCAACCUCAAACACUCAUUCAAUUCACAGUCAAUCCAGUCAUUCAUAAACAAAACAGAAUAUUUUUAAUCGUCUCUUCAUAAAAUUGCGUAAACCAAGUUAAAAAAGUACCAGAAGAAUCAGAUUCGAGAACACUCCCUUCAUAAUAAAUUACCAUGUCAACUCAUAGGGUAUCUGUUCCAUUAUUAACAACAUCCUUCUAUAUCAAAAAUAUUUGCCAAACAAGCAAUUUAGGCUUAAUUUGUGUCGUGUGUGUAACUCAAUUUGUGUCGUGUGAUAAAAAUUUGUUUUUUUUUUUUAAUUAAAAAUAAAACAAUUUGCCCACCAAUUCUUUGGAUUCGAAUGGUAUUGAUUUGGGUUCAUGGUGUGGAUUCUAGGAGCGUUAACCUUAUUGCAUAUUAAUCUAUGCAAAAUCAUCCUGCCAUCACGAAUCUAGGAACCUGCUGACCUUCUGACACCAGUUACGAGGAGUACACUCUCGAGCGUCUGUCUUGGAAGCUAAAUCUAAGAUGGCAGUCACAUCCCAGUGGAUAAAGAUUCUUAUUCUCACCUAUUGUUCUUGAAAAUAAAUAUCAUGAACAAGCAGAGUCAUAGCGUGGACUCCCAGCGCGAAACCUAUAUUUGGCGCCCCUUACUUUCAUGCAUGUUCAAAACAAAGAUUUUUUCUGCGUUGUGGACUGAGUGAGCUUUUACGUCAUUAAUUCCUUGAGCCUCUUUAAUCUGCAUAAUGCAUUAUUCCAAUAGAUAGUGAGUAAGAUUUAGUAAAAGACCAGAACGUCUUUAGAAAUCUAUUUUCUGGGAAUUUUACGAUUUCAAUGACGCUAAUAAAAAGACUAGAUCCAUUAUUGCGUGGAUGCCCUGCCAAAAUAAAAAUCGUUAAUAUUUUUUGUCGUGAAUUAAUGCACUUGCAGUAAAUUAAUGCAAAUCUAACUGCAGGGUCGCUAUCGGACCCAGUCGCAUCAAUAAGAACUCUACUUUGGAGUGGAAUGAACUCCAACUAUACAGUGGCUUGGUCGGUGGUUUGAAAGAACUACUGACCUUUCAAUAAAAAUCAGCUUUGGAGUGAAUUGGUAUUAAUAGUGAUUGGACAAAGUCGUAUCAAGAAAAAACUAACUCUGGACCUAUUCGGAUCAAGAUAUAUAACUUUCUGGAAUGGCUCUAUCGGUUUGGUUUGGUGGCACUGGUUGAUUUUGUUGAACCAGUAAAUUUCAACUUUGAAUUUGGUCAGUUACCAUCAUUACUGAAAUUCCUUGAUUCCGAUUCUCGUAUUUAUCAUGCCGUUAGAUGAGUGCCGUCAUUUCAAAUAUUCAUCCUUGUUUAAAGUUUUACUAGUUUAUAUAGAUCCAAGAGAUCCGUUUUUUACAGUCUACUCUGUGUUUCUCCUUUAGCGUAUUGAAGUCCUUAUCUAGAGCUCCUUUCCCAAAAGCUUAUUCCAUGUAUCUUUCCAAUGGCCUUUUCUGUCUUUCUAUUUAACUUCCUUUUCUGUCAGGUAAAUGAUGAAUAAGACAGAGGAUGAUACAAAUCUCCCAAAUUGAGGGGAACAUACUUUCUGUUCCGACGAUGUGAUAAAUACUUGUAUACUUGUAUACUUGUAUCAGUUAUUAACGGAAAAGGGCUUUCCGGAAAUUAUUCAAACGGUUGAUUACGGAUGUAGUCCCUGAUGGAAAUCGUUUGAUAAAAGCUUUAAACUGAAUCACUUUGAACCAGUGAAUUUGAGAAUAUUUUUUAUCAUUUCCCAUAGUGAAAUUCUGGAUUUCGGUGCCCGCCUAAGGCCUGCCUCACGCUACGGCGCUGUGAACAAGUAGAAGCGACGGUUUAGCUUCCGCUUAGCAUGGUAAAAUGGCUCAACUUACAAUUAGGCAAACCUCCAGAUUCUCAAUAAAACCACAUACGACUAACGUUGAUCAAACUCUGAAAAAUACAAAAUGUCAUCGAAAGAGAUUCCUAAACAAUACGAACACUUCCCAACGCCAAAGCUCAUACUGCGUUGAUGAAGUGGGAGCCUAUCAUUGAAGGGUUUUAUAUGUUUACGUUACCAGAUUUAGAACAUGAAUAACUGCUCUAGCAGCACGCAUGUUCCAUACAGGUUAUUCCAAAAGAUAUGUGACCAGAUUAAGUCACAAUCUAACUGUAACCAUUUUUUUUGUGAUUUUUGCUGCUCGGGUGAACCAAAACCAUGAGGUUGUAGCUGUGCAUAAUUGUAUCACAACAACGCACCAGUGAAGCAGCAGUUCGCUUUUUCAGCUAGGAAAUGGAAUGUCAUCCGGUCCGAAUGCCGUUGAGUUUUAUUCUUUGAAAUGCAGUGUUUGCGUGUGCCUUUCGGAAAAGCUACUCAAUAAGACGCACUUCAUCAGAUAAUGAGUCACCACACCAUAAUACAUGCAUGUAGUUUAAAUUUUUCUGCUCUUAGUUUAAAAAAAAGACCAAAACCGCUUAGACGGUUAUCGUAGAUUCCAGCUGAUUUGGAUACGCAGCGUGCAGGAAACGUAUUGUCAUUUGACACUCAUUAGAGACUUCUUUUCCCAGUGUUAAACAAUAUUAUCGACUUAGUUAGAUCUGUGAUCUAAUAACCAACCAAUAAACCAACUAUCAACUCUGCACUGGAUGCAGAUAGAAAAAGUAUUCUUUAAAAAGAUUACAAAUCACUCGCAUCGUUGGACAACGCAGUCCCGUAAAGCAAAAUAAAUAUUCGAAUUCUAAUCCAGCCAAGGGAAAUAAUUGUUAUUUUAGAAAUGCAAUCUACGCCGCUAGGACGAAAGAGUGUCAUCGUAUCAUUCUACCAGCUUACCGGAAUGAUCGUUUUAGGCCUGAUUUACUUCUCCGAUGGUCGAAAUAUAAUGAGCACUUUAUAAAAUUGAGCCAAACAGGUCGUGUUGUGUUGUUAAAGGUUCGGAAAUCAAUUAUUUUUCUAUUCCUUAAUUUCUCCUUAAGCCUUCGUCAUACUAUGGUGGAGUAUAUUCUUCUCCUGUGCGGUAAGACGCGCGGCUACAAAUCAAGACCAUGCUGAGGGUGGCUCUGUUCGAUUCCCGGUGCCGGUCUAGGCAAUUUUCGGAUUGGAAAUUAUCUCGACUUUCCUGGGCAUAAUAGUACGUUCAGAUUAUGAGCUAUAUCACUUGGUAUAGCGAAUCUUGACAUAAGAUGCCAUAUGCAUUAUUUCCAGUGAAAACUAGAUGUACAAACACUGAUGUCAAGAUGCUCUAUAUCAAGUGAUAUAGCUCAUAAUCUGAACGUAGUCUAAAAGUAUCAUCGUGUUGGCCUCAUGAUAUACGAAUGCUAAAAUGGUAACCUGGCUUAGAAACCUCACAGUUAAUAACUGUGGGAGUGCUUAAUGAACACUAAGCUGCGAGGCGGCUCUGUCCCAGUGUGGGGAUGUAAUGCCAAUAAGAAGAAGAAGAAGAAGCAGAUAUUCUUCUCAUGUACCUCGUAUAACGUCUUCUCCAGAAUGAAUAUUGGAUUAGAAUUAUAUUAGAGCUGAAGAAAAAAACAGCCAAGCCUGGAAAACUUAAUACCUUACUCACAAUAAGUAAUUGUGAUAACAGGAAAUAAUAUUCUAUUAAUUUCUUGAAAGUGGUGUAACUGAUCAAUGUUACCCCGGUGAUCAAUGUUCCCCCUGCUAAAGCCGCCGAUCAAUGGAACAUUUGAUGAUCUACGAAGGGACAUAUCGACAAGCUUACACGGCGGUAAGGAUAGAUCAACACUUAAUCGC